This is a messenger RNA of Sorghum bicolor (sorghum), 1036 nucleotides long. RefSeq names its product bifunctional bis(5'-adenosyl)-triphosphatase/adenylylsulfatase FHIT. Bases 16 to 672 code for a protein of 218 amino acids. The transcript is spliced from 4 exons. NCBI's taxonomy places the organism in Eukaryota, Viridiplantae, Streptophyta, Magnoliopsida, Poales, Poaceae. The record is from RefSeq and is a predicted model, not a curated record. Gene Ontology annotation, molecular function: catalytic activity.
AGCGAGCCCAGCACCAUGAAAGCCCACAUCUGUAGUUGCCGGCUCCGUCUCCCCGUGGACCAGAAGAAGAUGCUGCUGCGCUGCCGUGCCGUCCUGCUCCUCCCACUCCCGCUCCCUCCGCCGCCUCGCUUGCUUCGCCGCCUGCCGCACCCGCGCGCCCUCUCGUCCUCGUCCGGGUCCUCCCCACUCCCGCCGCCGGGGAUGGAGGCUUCCUACAAGUUCGGGCCCUACAAGAUCGACGCCAGGGAGGUCUUCCACGCCACGCCCCUCUCCUACGCCAUGGUCAAUCUCCGCCCGCUGCUCCCCGGUCAUGUUCUUGUGUGCCCCAAGCGUGAAGCGAAAAGAUUUGCUGAUCUAAGCUCUGAUGAGAUCAGUGACUUAUGGGUUACUGCAAAGGAAGUUGGUGCGCGUCUUGAGCAGUACCACAAAGCAUCUUCACUUACCUUUGCUAUCCAGGAUGGUCCUCAAGCUGGCCAAACAGUUGCACAUGUCCACAUUCACCUCAUCCCAAGGAAGAAAGGGGAUUUUGAGAAAAAUGAUGAAAUAUAUGACGCGAUUGAUGUGAAAGAAAAAGAAUUGAAGGAGAAGCUUGACCUGGACAUUGAGAGGAAAGAUAGAACCAUGGAAGAAAUGGCUCAUGAGGCCAAUGAGUACCGUGCUCUAUUCUCCUAGAAUUACAUGGUCUAAUAUAGUGGUUAGUUUCUAAGUUGAGCUGACUGUUUGCUAGAAUAAGGCUUGCUACUGGUUCUUCCUUGUCGCAGUUCAGUUAUGAUUGCGCACUGACAAUGUCAUGGUGUCCAGUUCUGGUGUUAUGUUCUAUACUGUGGAGAAAUAAUCAUUUGUUGCAAGGAAUGCAUUCCUAGUGCCAAACCUUUUAGAUUAGAAACUAUUUUUAUGUGUGUACUACAAAGCUUCAACUGUUUUCUGGAAGAAUUAUGUCUUUACUGCAGUCUUUUUCUUUAUGGAAUUGUAAGAGAGGAUGUACCAUUAGACACAAGUUACACUGACAGCAGUUUAUGCAGGAUUAGUUAAAUUA